AAGCAGCAAGAGAGCAUGGAAUGGAUGGGGGUUUGAAAAAAUCAAGGGGAAGGUGCUAUAAAUUGGGAGGUUGCUGUUUUUUUGGUCUUGACUUUGGUUUUGAGUUGAAUGCAGAUUGGUGGUUAAGAAUGCAGUGGAGAAGAGAUAAUGUGACCUCAGUAGAGUUGCCAUCCAAACCAUUGAGAAGGAGAUUUUUGUUAGUUCUAAUGACAAGCUGCCAAGUGAAAGAUAUACCAACACUUGCCGAUUGCCAUUGGCUAUCCUCUCAGUUUACGAAAAGAAAAAAUUGGGGAAAAAUGAGCCCAAGGAACUCCAAUAAGUCCAAGUCUUGAGCUUAAAGAGACAACCAAGCCAAGCUGAACAUGUUGCAAGCAUCUCCUGAGCUUUCAUGCUAUUGCCUAGAGCACUUAAAAAAAAAAAAAAAAACUUGAAACUAAUUUGAAACCAGAGGUGGGAAUAUAGAGGUCAGUGCAGGCCCAACUCGGCGUCCACGGACAUAAUUAAUAUUCAUAAAAAAUGUGCGUAAUUUCGCUUUGAUGUGAUUUACGGGAGUGUGUAGUUUUUUUUUAGGUUUUAUGUGUAAUGUAGCAGGCAAAAGGACGGUCCUUGGGGGAGGAACAACCGGCCCAGACCCAAUCCCUCCCUGGUUCAGUCCGAUCCCGUCAAGGACUGGUCUUUGAACCGAUUUUGCAGGCCCGCCCAUGGUCUCUUAAUCUACUCUAUUUGUAACACACUCGUCAAUGUUAAGAUUAAAGUAUACUGCUCCUGUUUACGAAAAGAAAAAAGGCAAGCUCUUCUAGCAUUGCAAGGCUUGUAAGAUAGCAAACUGAAGGGAAUUUAGAGUUCUACUUCUUACCAAGGCCGAUAAAGAAAAGA
Messenger RNA from Mangifera indica (mango), 876 nucleotides. RefSeq lists its product as uncharacterized. The transcript has 3 exons. Bases 21 to 332 code for a protein of 103 amino acids. The record is from RefSeq and is a predicted model, not a curated record. Lineage: Eukaryota; Viridiplantae; Streptophyta; Magnoliopsida; Sapindales; Anacardiaceae.